UUUCCUGGAAACUUCCCCGCAUCCUCUCUGAUGCUACGCUAACAGAUGAUCACAGUACAUCACUGCAAUUAAUGAACAUUCAAGUGUGACAAUGAUGGACGAGACUACAGAACUGUCUGUCACUAUCGCUCACAUAGUACAGCGGCUCAAAUGGACUCAUUUACACUCUCAGCUGGAGAAACAGGCCAAGGUUGGGAGAGAAAAUUACAAAAUGCAGUUUACAGGGAAUUGCACAUUCUGCCUCCUCCUGGGCAUCCCAGAGCACCUCCAGAACACACCAAAGAGCCGCUGGCAUAUAUGCGCAAAGCCCAGGCGAGCUGGGAGAACAGGACCUUGAAGAGCUUGAACAGUAUGUGUACAGAGUUGGGAAUCCCACUGGCCAGAAAUGUAAAAGUCUAAACCAAACAGAAAGAGCUGACAAAUAAAUGGAAUGAGAUGGGAACCGAUGAACCAGACCUAAGCAAAUUCAGGCCUGUGUAUGCACCCAAAGACUUCCUUGAGGUGUUGAUUGGUUUAAGGAACCCUUAUAAUGAGCGUAGUGAAGGACUCACAGUCAGAUGGAACUGGGGAUUAAUCCAAGUUUCCCUCAAUGUCUGUGACAUUCCAUAAAUGAAAGAGACGUAUCCAGAACUGGGUCUUUCUUAUGGGCAAAUUGGUAUUGAUGAUCACACACAUGUUCCUCCAGAUUUGUUUGAGAGCGAGCACAUUCACAUUGGAAAAAAAAGCAGGACGGCACAGCAGUACAGUAGACGAGGCUGCCCCACAGGUCACAGAGCCCAGUUAUGGACUCUCAUCCUGAACUCCACGGACGAUCCUGAGGAAAUAACACAUUACGGACAGCUGAAGGCUAGAGUGAUUCACUAUGCCCUAUUGGUGGAAAACCUAAUAUAUAAGGAUGUGAAUCUCACUGCAAGUAAUGAUGAUUAUUACUUUGUAUUUGAGGACUAUUUAUAUCAAGUCUUGCUAUGUUUCUCUCGAGACACUGCAGUCCUGGAGCAUUUCAACUACAACUGUGCUACGCCAACUAAAUCUUGCAUCCAAAGCAAAUCUGGUUCAGAGCAGUUUGCUGUGGUUUACCCCCCAAAUGGUGUCAAUCCAUUCCAUGGCUUCUCAAUGUAUGUGCCCCCUAAGUGUUUCUAAUAUAAUGAGCUGUCCAAGUUGUACAGCGUGUUCAGGGAGAUUCUUCACUUCUUUAGAAUGCACUCACAUCCGUCUGUAAGUACAUUUGUUUGUGGUAUAGUGUCACUGUGUUUGCAGUUUGAGAGGUUACUGCAGACCCACCUUCUUCAGCUUUUCUACCAUCUACGGGAGAUAGGAGCCCAUAGAUUGUGUAUUGCCUUUAAGUGGAUCGCCCGAGCCUUCUCUGGAUACCUGUCCACCAAUCGGCUCUUGUUGUUAUGGGACCGUAUCCUUGGAUAUGGUUCCUUAGAGGUAGUGGCAGUCCUGGCUGCUGCAGUUUUUGCCUUCCGAGCCGAAAACCUAAUGGAAGUUCCAUCAUUGGCAUCGGCCGAGGCUGUUCUUGCUGAUCUCUCAACCUUGAAGGUAAUGCCCCUGUUGCAGAUCUUCCUCUUUGCCAUUGCUGUCUGAGGAGACUGCCUUUUAUGUUUGUGUGUUGUGGCUGGAUGCCCCAGUCCAGCCAGAUUGCUGCUUAAAGACCCCUUUAAAUUAAUAAAAAAGGACUUUUGUACCUUUUUAGUCCAUGUCUGUUAACUUUGAGGCCAUCUCUAUUCUAGUAUACUGCUAAAAGUUGACAAAAUCGAAAUUUUAAAACUACAAUGUUGCUCUUCUCUCAUGUUGCUCUCAGGGGCAUAUACUGUACACAUUUUUGCCCAACAAAAUGCUUUCUACAAUUAGAAUUUCAUCUUCCCCUAAAUUGUAAAUACCACCUGAAACUAGCUAGCAAUAGCAAAUCAUGGUUCAGUCAUGGCUGUGAUGUACACCAAUGUCUGUUGGCUUUAAAAAACAAAAAAAUAAAUAGGGAUGACCCCUUCCGCCCAGACUUUUUUAAUAGGAAAUACUUCAACACAGGAAAGAAAACUGCACUUGUUAUGCCAUUUUUAUGGGGUCUUAAAGGGAUAUUUCACCCAAAAAUGAAAAUUCUUUCAUCAUUUACUCACCCUCGUGCCAUCACAGAUGUGUAUAACUGUCUUCUCCAAAAAAACAUUCUUUUAGAAGAAUAUCUCAGCUCUGUAGGUCCAUACAGUGCAAGUGAAUGGUAGUUAGAACUUUGAAGGUCCAAAAAGCAUAUAAAGGCAGCAUAAAUGUAGCAUUGUAUAUUUCACUUUCCUAAAAUAAAGUAGUGAUCCUAACUGACCUUAGACAGGGAAUGUUUUCUAUGAUUCAGUGUCAGGAAUUAUGAAAAACUGAGUUUAAAUGUAUUUGGCUAAGGUGUUUGUAAACUUCUGACUUCAACUGUAUUUAUAGAUUUGAAUGGUAUCUGCACUAGUUGAAAAUAUGUUGUAUAAUGACAUUUGUAGUUGCAGUGUAAGUUUUUCAAGAUUCACAGAUGAGACUGUGCAAGGAUUUUGGGGACAGUUGUAGGCUUGAAUUGAAUGAUAGAGAGGACAUCUACUGAAUGUCAGAAGAUUGAAUCCAUAACUGUCACAAGUGGGGAGGGCUGUUAAAGUAUA
Molecule: messenger RNA, 2630 nt
Organism: Myxocyprinus asiaticus (Chinese sucker)
Lineage: Eukaryota; Metazoa; Chordata; Actinopteri; Cypriniformes; Catostomidae
Gene: tbc1d19
Product: TBC1 domain family, member 19
Source: RefSeq, a predicted model, not a curated record